This is a messenger RNA of Dendrobium catenatum, 2777 nucleotides long. Its product is annotated as pentatricopeptide repeat-containing protein At4g33990. Gene Ontology annotation, biological process: RNA modification. The record is from RefSeq and is a predicted model, not a curated record. Bases 91 to 2412 code for a protein of 773 amino acids. NCBI's taxonomy places the organism in Eukaryota, Viridiplantae, Streptophyta, Magnoliopsida, Asparagales, Orchidaceae. The transcript has a single exon. Gene Ontology annotation, molecular function: protein binding; RNA binding; zinc ion binding.
UGUUUUUAAAUUAAUUUUACCCGGGUACCGCCGUUCCCGCGCUCCUCCAUCGCCGACCAUGUGUAAUUCCAUCGCCGCCGACUUGAGAAGAUGGACUUUCACCGCCGCCUCCUCUCCUGCACCUCACUCCGCUCCUCCCGCACCCUCCAUGCCCUUCUACUUAUCUCCGGCCAGUCAGCCGAUAUUCUUCUUGCCACCGACCUCCUCAACCUCUACUCCCGCCUGGGCGAUCUCCCCGCAGCCGCUCUCUCCUUUAACCAAAUACCCAAACAGAACAUCUUCUCCUAUAACUCCAUGAUCUCUUCCUUCGUUCGCCAUGGCUUCUUUACCGACGCCUUCCUCUGUUUCCACAGCCUACUUGCGGUCCCCCAUCUUCGACCUGAUUCCUUCACCUUCCCCGUCGCCCUCAAAUGCUGCACGGCGUUGGAAGAUAUCAAAAAGAUGCAUUCUUUGGUAAAAAGGUCCGGUUUUGGGACGGAUUUGUUCGUGUCGUCUUCAUUGAUCAGCGGAUAUUCAAAGUUUGGGUCCGUGGAAUAUGCAGAGAAGGUGUUUGACGAAAUGCCUCUUAGAGAUUCAGGUUGCUGGAAUGCUAUGGUAUCUGGGCUUUGCCAGAGUGGAAGGGAGGAUUAUGCGGUUCAGGUUUUUAACCAGAUGGUCAAAGUGGAGGCUUGUGUGGAUAAAGUUACUAUUUCAAGCAUUCUUCCUGUAUAUGCUUCGCUUAAUGACUUAUUGAUGGGUAUGACUGUGCAUGUUUAUAGCAUAAAACAUGGUUUGGAUUCUGAUAUUUUUGUAUCAAAUGCUUUGAUUGAUAUGUAUAGCAAACUAUGUUGUUUGGAGGAUGCAAGACAUAUAUUUGAUUCGAUGGAGUGCAGAGAUUUGGUUACUUGGAACACUAUGAUUACCGCUUACGAACAAUUUGGCGAUUCGACUGUGGUGCUUGAAUUUUUCGGUUUGAUGAAGAGGAAUGGACUGAAGCCUGAUAUUUUAACAUUGGUUAGCCUGUCUUCUGCAGUUUCUCAGAUUCAACAUGAAGGUAAUUGUCGUGCAGUUCAUGGUUUUUUUGUGAGAAGAGGAUGGGAUGAGGACGACAUAUUUGCCGGCAAUGCGAUUAUUGAUAUGUAUGGGAAGAUCAACAAAGUUAAAUAUUCUCAGGAUGUGUUUGAUAGAAUGCAUGUAAGAGAUGUGAUCUCAUGGAAUACUUUGAUCACAAGUUAUUCACAGAAUGGACUUGCUAAUGAGGCUAUUGAGAUAUAUGAAAACAUGGGAAGGUAUGAGGGGUUGAAACCAGUUCAAGGAACAUUUGCUAGUAUUCUUCCCGCAUGCUCGCACAUUGGAGCUUUAAGAAAAGGAACGCAAAUUCAUGGACAGACCAUCAAAGCGGGUUUGCAUUUCGACGUGUUCGUCGGCACAUGUCUCAUAGACAUGUAUGCAAAAUGCGGUAAGUUAGUUGAUGCGAUGGCUUUGUUUGUUGGGAUGCCUAUAAGCAGCUCUGGUCCUUGGAAUGCCAUCAUAGCUGGACAUGGGAGUCAUGGGCAAGGCAAGAAGGCAUUGGAACUAUUUUCGGAAAUGCAGAGGGAAGGAGUAAAUCCAGAUCAUGUCACAUUUGUUUCAUUAUUAUCAGCUUUUAGCCAUGCUGGGCUAGUUCAGCUUGGCAAAGAAUACUUUCAGCUUAUGAAGUCAAGGUAUGGUAUUGAACCAAUGGUGAAGCAUUAUGCAUGUAUUGUAGACUUGUUGGGUCGAGCUGGGCAUUUGAAUGAAGCCUACAAACUUAUACAGAAUAUGCCAUUGAAGCCAGAUGCUGGUGUUUGGGGAGCUUUUCUAGCUGCUUGUAGGAUCCAUGGAAAUGUUGAGCUAGGAAGAUUAGCUUCAACAUGGCUGUUUGAAAUUGAUCCUGAGAAUGUUGGCUACUAUGUCUUGUUAUCGAAUUUGUAUGCGAGAGGUGGAGAAUGGAAAGGUGUUAAUGAAGUUAGAUCUCUGGCAAAACAAAGGAGUUUGUUAAAGACACCUGGAUGGAGCUCUAUUGAGGUAAAUAAUAAGGUAAACGUAUUUUUUACAGGAAAUCAGUCCCAUCCUCAGUAUGAAGAGAUGUACAAAGAGCUAGUGAUCUUGUUGGCAAAAAUGAAGAACAUUGGUUAUAUUCCUGACUACAGCUUUGUGCUACAGGAUGUGGAGGAUGAUGAAAAGGAACAUAUUUUAGCAAGUCAUAGUGAGAGGUUGGCUAUAGCAUUUGGUAUUAUAAGCACAAAGCCUAAAAGUGCUCUUUAUAUUUUUAAAAAUCUAAGAGUUUGUGGAGACUGCCAUAAUGCUACUAAGUAUAUAUCAAGGGUUACAGAAAGAGAGAUCGUUGUGAGAGACUCCAAUCGUUUUCAUCAUUUUAAAGAAGGAAAUUGCUCUUGUGGAGAUUACUGGUGAUCUUAAAUUAUUCAACUCCCUAUAAGAGCUAAAGAAGAGAGAGACAAUUACUUGAAGUUUGGAAGUAACACCAAUAGACCAAGAGCCUGCAAGAAUUGGUGUACAUAGAUGAUGAUGAGCCAGGUGAGGUAGGAUUUGGAUGAGGUACAGGUGGUGGGCAUGCCAUUGUUUAUGCUGCAACCACUCGAUGUUCCUCGCCUGUAUUCAACAUAGUUUGUUGGCCAUAGUUGUCCAGCACAUAUUUUUUUUCAAGCAAACAGUGAUCAACAGCCUCUCACCAUCUCUUAUUGGAAAAAUUAUUCUGUGCGGAAGUCGAAUCCCGUCCGGAUAACUAAGCAUGCAGCUCGGUACCUCAAUACCGCGGC